AUGGUUGCACCCUCCAAUUCUUUAGCUGUGGCAGUUUAUUGUGCUGCGUCACUCGGGAAGCAGAAUGUUUUCCAGCUUGCUGCGCUUUCAUUGGGCCAUGCGCUGGCUGAGGCAAAGCGUCCUCUUGUCUAUGGUGGUGGUAAAUGUGGCAUCAUGGGCAUUAUCUCAGGUGCCGUCAUAGAUGAGGGUGGCCAGGUUACCGGUGUUAUCCCAUAUGCCAUUCACGCCGCAGGCGGCGAAAUGGACAAAGGCAACGGUGUUCCAAAGACUGAAUCCGUUGCUGAAGCUCUCCAGGAAAAACGACGAGGACAGGUCAUUGUUGACUCAAUGCACGAGCGGAAGAUCGAGAUGGCAAAGCGUGUCGGUGCUUUUGUCGGUUUGCCAGGAGGAUACGGCACUUUUGAAGAGGUCCUCGAAGUUAUAACUUGGAACCAACUCAACAUUCACAACAAACCUGUCAUACUGCUUAAUGUUCUGUCCUAUUACAACCCUCUCCGUGAACUUAUCCGGAAUGGUGUACGGGAAGGGUUCAUCCAGCCACACAACGAGAAGCUCUGCGUUUUCGUCGAUGGACCCGCGGAUCAUAAAGAUCACGAGUCCUUCAACUGGGGGCAGGCCGCCAUAGAUGCCAUUGCAGCAUGGCAGCAUGACAAAAUACAGACGUUACCAUUCCACUGGACGAAGGACACUGACACCAGUGCAAUUCCCAAUGGCAAAGCCAGCAUCAAAGAGAUGAACGGUGGAUUGUACGGCCUAAAGGUCACCAACGCGUGGUUAAAGAGGGUCUGGCAUGCUCGCUCCCGUUCAGGACGAAUUUAGGUCCGCUGGUGCAUUUGUCGUGUUGAUCAUGGCAUAGGUUGGCAGGCUCGUAUACCCUACGUAUUUGUUAUCAUAUCCACCACCACCACCACCACCACCACCACCAUCAUAUCUUUAACGCUCACGACCCCAGCAUACAUUCUUUAUAUUGCAGAGAUGAUGGACCUGACUCACCAACGCGCACGACCACACUUACCAUAGAUAGAGACAGUAUAUGUAAUAGCUCGCACAGCGUGUACCAUCUUGUCGAUCGAUCUCUGCCUUUAUUUCAUUUUCAUUUGUCUUCACCCCAAGAUCAUCGUC
Molecule: messenger RNA, 1122 nt
Organism: Suillus paluster
Lineage: Eukaryota; Fungi; Basidiomycota; Agaricomycetes; Boletales; Suillaceae
Exons: 5
Coding region: 1-819 (272 amino acids)
Biological process (GO): cytokinin biosynthetic process
Cellular component (GO): cytosol
Molecular function (GO): hydrolase activity, hydrolyzing N-glycosyl compounds
Source: RefSeq, a predicted model, not a curated record